Molecule: messenger RNA, 3358 nt
Organism: Durusdinium trenchii
Lineage: Eukaryota; Dinophyceae; Suessiales; Symbiodiniaceae
Source: the annotation of a GenBank genome assembly
CCUAGUGAGCGCGCACCCUUUAACUCUCAACAUCUCUGAUCAUGUACGCCAUGGGCCUCGAUGCCACAGCCUACCCGCAUGGACCGCAUGGAGGUCUGAGCUGGCCUUCUGCCAUGCGAUCCACCUUCACAGCUGCAGAUGACCUCCUGAGAGGCUCUGAAGGGAGAGCACCUCCUCUUCCGCACCAGUAUGCGCCACCUGGCAAGUUCAUCUUCCGGCCUCGCACCAGCCGAGUCAACUGGCGCUUGCUUCACUCCUUAGACCUGGACAGAGUUAUCCGGGAAGGGGACGUCGACAUGAUACAGGCCCAUAUGGAGAACAUCACUUUCGCUCGCUUCAGCCGCGAAGACUUGGAAGUGACCAGUGAUGAGUGUAUUAUAAAGGUGGUGCAACUCUCACAGCUUUGUAUGGAGUUUCUGAUGGCCACGUGCUCAGCCUCGCAGCACCUUAUUCAGGGGCUUACCGAGCGUGUGCGGGUCCAGGCUGCCCAGCUCAAAGUGGCAGAUACCCGCCGGCGUAGCGAAAGGCCCUCUCGACGGCCACCCCCAGAGCGAGCACCCAUGCCACAGGUGUUUGUCCGCAAGUGUCCGCAUUGUCCAAAACGAUUCCAGACCGAGCAAUAUCUCUACGAGCAUAUGUCUCGGCGCCAUAUCGCUGAUGUCUUCGAGCCUCCUCCGCUCUCAAACACGCGACUGCAGGAAAAGCCGCCAGAGCCGGAGCCUGUCCUAAGUCCCGGUCGAGCAGGACUUGAUAGCUCUGAGAUCUCAGAGGCGGUGAAGAUGGUUGUGAAGGAUGCCACAAUGGACCUGCAUGGCUCUAUGCAACAGCAGGAAGGUGCGCUGAAGUCACAGCAGCGGAUGUUUGAGGUGGAACUGCAAAAGAUGCAGGAGAAGAUGGACAACAUGCGGCAGGAUAUGGGAAAGUUGCAGACGAGCCCGCCGGAAGUCAUUGUCUCGCCCCGUGACGAAGGACCUUCCGUCGACCUCAGUGGUUUGGAAAAGCACAUGGAGAAGAGCAUGAUGACCUUGAGGAACGACCUGGAUGAUAGGAUGUCGAAGAUGUUCGAUGAGAACCGGCAGCAACUGAAUGAGCUGGCGAAGGCUGCAGCCUCCAAGCCACCAGAGAAGGACAGCGACGAUGCCCGGGAGUUUGCCGGAGCAGUGGAAAGGCAAAUCCAGCAAUUGCGGCAGCAAUUGAGUGAUGUUCAAAAGCAGCUGGCCGAAGAGGUUAAAGCAGUGGUGGCCACUUCCAAAGAGACACCUGACAAGCCAGUUGCAGAACAGGCUCCUGUGGCUCCAACUCCAGCACCGCAGCCGCAGCCUGCGCAGCCGGCCGUGCCGGUGACACCUGAAGCGCCACCUGUCCAGACGGAGCCCCUGGCGCCGAAGGAGCCCAAAGCACCACCGAAGGCGCCAGUGCAGGUGGAAGACGCAGAAGAAGAGACUCCACCUCCGCGAUUUCAACCGCCGCAGCCCAUUGAGAUUGAUGAGGAACCUCAGGUGCCCGCAGAGCUUGGCUUUGAUUGGUCCAAAGUGCCUGGCCCCGCAUCUCCCAGCUUCCAGAAAGCCUGGAAAGAGGGCAUUGCCAAGUGCAGCACCGACACCGAGAAACUGCUGUUCAUGAUCUCCAUGACGGGUGAGCGGACGCGCCCACGCAAGCCCAAAGAUGGCCUGCGGGAGUUGGAUGUGACCUGGGGCGGCCAGUUGUCGCCCAAGGAUGCCAAACGAGCCCAGGAGCCACGCUUGCCUGAGCCGAAGGAGGAAGCGAAGGACGUGAAAGUGGAGCAGCCAGUGCCAAAAGCAAAUGACCCAAAGAAGCCGGCAGAGAAGCGUGAAACCAUCCUCACUAGGCGUGCUUUUGCCAGUGGCUUCACUGGCUUUCUGCAGCGAUGUCGACCAGACUUGUUGGAAGCUCCCGAGAGUGUGGGCCAAGUCAGUCAACCCAAAUCACUCAGCGCUUUGGUCGAGGCAGCCACAGCAUCGCAAGCCCUUUCAACUCUUUCACCACCACUCCCUCCACCUCAGGGGCCGCCACAGUCGGGGCCAGCUGCCUCCAGUGUGGCAUUUGCACCAGAGGCCAAGAAGCUUCUAGAGCCAAAGGCGAUGCCACCUGACCCUGUGACGCAAGUGCUGCAACCAAAGACGUUUGCAGCGACAUCUCUACCUCUUGGGGCGAUCCCACCGAAGGCCACGCCAGCACCUGCGGUGCCUGCGGUUUCUGCGGUGCCGCCCGCCAAGCCGCCCAUGGCUUCACCUCCGCCGGCGACACCGCCCGCAACCCCCUUGACUCCGGCGGCACCCGCUUCGCCACCGGCCCCGCUCAAAGCAGCGGCUUUGGCCAAGAGUCCCGAGUUAGCUUCACCAUUGAGCACGCCUCAAUCCUUGAGUCCCACACCACUGCCCUCACUGAGCUCGACUCCUUUGAAGAUGGCACCACCAGCGCCCCCGCCUGCGCCCAGUGUGCCGCCGCCAAAGGCACCAAAGGCACCACUUGGCGCACCACCAGGGGCACCGCCUGGUGUGCCUGGCGCGCCGGUAAUGCCACCGACACCAGAGAAGCUCGAGAGGCCUGUAGCCAAGCCAUUGGAGCCAGUGCCAGAGGCUAGAGAAGACCGCACAGAGUCCUUGGAGACCAUCCAGCGGAUCAGCUCCCUGAAGUCCAGUGAGGACAUGCGACCGUUUGCUGCACCUCCAGCGCCAAAGGUUGGUCUACCUGUCGGACCACCUGGCGGACCUGCCCCUGGGCCACCGAAACCUGCCGUCGAGAAGCCGACAGUGCCGCUUGGAGGUCCAGGCAGCAGCUCGAAGGAGUCAGCUGGACCCUCGCAGUCACCUCGUGAGGCACCUGGAGACGUAUCCGUGAAGAGCAUGUCAGAUGCUACGCCAGCGAAUGCAACGGGAGGAUGGCUGCAAGGCGGAGCUGGAGCCACAGGAGCGAGUCCUCUGAUCAGAGCUUCGGCUUGGACAACACUUGGAAAGGUCCAGGCCGGGAUGGCAAUGCUGAGCCAAGUGCAGAUAUGGCUGUGGAGGAAUUUGAUUGAAGGCGUCAACCCCAAAGUUCUUCUGGAAUCUAGGUGAGGUAGGUGUCCGAUGUGUCAGAUGCUUGGUAGCUGGAGGGCUCGUUUUCCUGUUCUGGACCCAGGUGCGGAUUGCCAAAGAAUGCAUUUUUCGUUGCAUAAUUCAGAAUGCCAAACGCGGCUCGUGCAGGUAUGCGCUCUUGGCCUUUGCGCCUUCGCAGAUGUAAUUUAAGGUUUCCCACUUGUGCUGCUGAGCAGCACGAGCACGGGGGCAGCAUCAUUGAGCCGUUGUAACACAAGAGUGCCAAGCAGCAAGCUGUCAAUUUCACUAGGGACGUCAGA